This is a messenger RNA of Acanthochromis polyacanthus (spiny chromis), 7060 nucleotides long. Its product is annotated as ras-associating and dilute domain-containing protein-like. Lineage: Eukaryota; Metazoa; Chordata; Actinopteri; Pomacentridae. Gene Ontology annotation, cellular component: microtubule. The transcript has 18 exons. Gene Ontology annotation, molecular function: GTPase binding. Bases 483 to 4409 code for a protein of 1308 amino acids. Gene Ontology annotation, biological process: signal transduction; substrate adhesion-dependent cell spreading; neural crest cell migration. The record is from RefSeq and is a predicted model, not a curated record.
UUGGCAUCUCCAAGCACUUGCGCUGUGGACGCACAUCUGGAGAGCGGGUUUCUUAUGAAUUUGAAAUAAACUGCUUCCUCUGGCAUCGCGAAGAGCAAAUCAUAUAAUGCAACCAGUGUUUUGAUCCGUUUGUUUUCGGGCAUGUUGACAGCAGAAUUUAUCUUAUACCUCUCAUGUGUCAUCGUCCUACAAACUACGAGGUGAACUUGUAACUCGAGCCUUCGUCGUUGGACUGAGCAGCCCGUCUACAGUCAGCAGUUCCAACAGCUGGAUGAGGACUGGAAACAUCUGCAGCGCCUGUGUGUAAAAUGAAGCAGCAGCUGAAUGACUUUGUGCCGCUUGUCCUGGAUGGAACAUCUCUGGAAUGAAGCAUCACCAGCUGCGCUCCGAUGGGACAUGAGAAGAAGACGCCUCUCCACUGAUUUAUAUCAAAUCUGCAACCGUUUAUAUUGUGCAGGAAUACCCGACAGGAUCAGACAGGAAUGAAUCAGAUGAAAAUCUCCUCUGAGGAGCUGCGCUCUCUUCCACCAAGACCUCAGAGUUUACCUGCAGCUUCCCCGAAGAGACGGUUUGUCAGGCUGGGAAGGAAGACUAGUGAUGGCUCUCAGCAGUCAGCCUCAUCCACUGGCAGUUUAUCCACCUGCAGGUCAGCCGAGGGCGUCGCCGUCCGACAGCCCAGCAAGAGCCACAUCCGUCGCCAUACCAACCGCCUCUCAGGUGUCUUUCUCCACCGGCCCACCUCCAGCUCAGGCUCCAUGGCGUUGACUGCAGGACUCAAGUCAUCACUGUCUGUCCAAGCCAGGAAGGCCAGCAUGAUCUCUGCAGAUGUUCUAAUAGUGGACGACCCAGCGGAGCUUUCCAAUCAGAUAACUGCUCCAGGAAUCCUCAAGAUCUUUGGAAAUGAAAUCUGUGAAGGAGCUCACUAUAAGAGCGUUCUGGCCACCACACACUCUAGCGCAAAAGAGCUCGUCAAGGAGGCCCUUGAACGAUAUGGCUUGGGUAAGGAAGAGGCUGAGUCCUAUGUUCUCUGUGACACCAUUGGCUCCAUUGGAAAUCUGCAGUGGAGAACAGAAGGGUUCAGAGUUGUCGGUGACAACGAGAAGCCCCUCCUCUUGCAGUCACUAUGGAAACCCAGAGAGGGUUUGGCAAGACGGUUUGAAAUCCAGAAGAGAAGUUCUGUGGAGGAGAAGACAUCCAAAGAGAAGGACACCAUCACUGCUGGCAUCAACGCCCAGGCUCGUAAGCUGCAGAAGAGCCGCUCCAGAGUGACCUCCACCCUCAUAGACAGGACUCUGGGUCGCACUCAGAAACUGUCGAGGAGCAAAAGUGAGAUGGACCUCUUAGAUACUGAGAGCAAACAGGACACGGAUCAUACUACAUGUGUCAAGGGUCGAUGCGAGAGCCUGAAUCAUGCUUCAGAGCAGUGCCCCAAAGCAGAUUUAGAACAGAAUCACAUUCACAGCCUGGCAGCUCCAUCUGAGGGGGACAGUGGUUCACGGGCCAAAACAGAGACCCUCUGUCUGUCGAGGCCGAGGGGCGAGCGUGAAGGAGAGGAGUCGGAGAGAGAGGAGACGGAGAGCAGUGACGAUAACACCACACAGUACUCCAUUCACCCUCCUCACGACUGUCCCUACCUGCUGCUGCUGCAGGGCUGGAGCCUCACACAGGACUUUGUCAUCUACCUACUUGCGGGCCCUAACAUUGCUAUUGGUCAGAAAAGCGAUCAUGAAGAUGCAUCAAAGGCUGACAUUCUUCUGUGUGCUGCUGAUAUCCUGCCAAGACACUGUUGCUUCCAUCGCUGCAGCGCCGGUGGCCCCACCAUGCUCUGCCUGUGUCAGGACGCUGUGGUCACAAGGAAUGGCGAAGUGCUGAGAAAUGACACACAACUUAGCCCGGGUGAUGUUAUUGGGUUGGGGCAACACUACCUGUUUCUUUUCAAAGAUCCCUUAGCUGUGACGCAAAAGGACAUGAAUAGUGCUGCUCCUGAUCCCAGCUUCCCUGCUACUCCGUGGACACGCGACCACACCUCCUCUCCAGUUGCAACAAGUCACACAAGACAGAUGAUCCUCUGCAACACCUGCAUCUCAACCUGCAGUAACUUCCAGAAUACAAGCAGCAAACAGCCCCCCAGCAGAGGCCCCCCAUUCCUAAGUUCCCCUGAAGGUCACAGUCUGACUCUGAACUAUGAGGCUGAGGAUCAGGAUCGUAUUGUCAAGGAGAUUUUUGCCAUGGGAAACAACAGCAGCAUCAACAACAGUCCACCGCUGACUGUUUCUUUUUUGUUGUGCAUGUGUGUUCAGUAUUCAUCAGCAUGUCUUCAAACCGCAGACCUCCGCAGACUCCUGCUGCUUAUUGCAAGUGGAGUUCAGAGUGCCAUGUGGGAGCAAACCAAGGACCUUGCUGCAGUUCAGCCUGAAGCUCUCAGUGGUGAAGGCCCACACCCAGAAUACCUAGAGGGUCUGAACGUGCAUGAGAUGAUCUCAGGACUGCGCCCCCUGGUGGCUUGGAUGUCCAACAAUCUGGAGCUGCUGCAGUUCAUUCAGUAUCAGCUGCCUCUUAUUCUAGAAUGGAGAACCCGAAAGGAGCAGGGACAGGAGGAGGAAGAGGAAGAGAGGGAAGAUGAUGAGAGCAAGGAAGCAGAGAACUUGGCCCUGCUGGAGCUUCGUCUGUCCUGUGUCCGUUCACCCAGCGAGGAGACGAUGACUGUCCUAGAGGAGGUCAUCAUGCUGGCCUUCCAGCAGUGUGUAUACUACAUUACCAAGGUCCUUUACCCAAUCCUGCCCGAACUUCUGAACUGCAAUCCAUUCAGGGAGAGUCACAAGGGGGCUGGAGAGAGUGCUCAGGUCCUGGGUGCCGGACUGCAGGUCCCAUUGGAGAUCCAGCAGGUGGUGGAGGUCCUGACCGAGAGCUGGAUGCUACUGUCGGACUGUCAGGUCCAUCACGAGAUCUCCUGUCAGCUCAUCGGCUACCUCUUCUACUUUAUCAACGCAUCACUCUUCAACUCACUAAUGGAGAGAGGCUCAGAGCCAGGCUUCUACCAGUGGUCCAGAGGCGUGCGAAUGCGGGCCAAUCUGGACUCACUCUUAGACUGGGCCCAUGCAGCUGGACUGGGGGAAGUGGCCUCCGAGCACACGCACACCCUCUCUUCUGCUAUCAAUCUGCUGGCUACACCUCGAAAGAAUUUACUGCAGACGUCUUGGGUGUCUUUGCGCUCCGACCAUCCUGCCCUGAGUCUCGCUCAGCUGAACCACCUGCUGAGUCUGUACAGUCCAGCGUCUCCCUGCAGACACAUGUGGACUCCAUCAGCACAGGACCAAACAGCAGCACACAAAACUGCUGACAUCCUGGAAAGCUUUGACACCCACCAUCCACUGGUGCUGCCUGAUGACGGUUACUGUCUCCAGCUGAGGAGGCCAGUGACAGAUUCCAGCCUGAGGAAACAGCUGGACAAGCUCAAACUGUUUAUUUCCACUCUUUCUGACUCCCAGUUAAAUGUCAAUGUUGCUGGGGAACAACAGGGUGACGACAUUCAGAUGGAGGAUAAACUGACUAUCCUUCCCAAUGCCGAUCAGGAAACUUUGACUUCACCUCCAGUUGAGGUGAUCAUAUCUCAGGCUACCGUCCAGCACUGCCUGUCCUCCUCCACUACCUCUGUUGCUUUGCCUCCAUCACCGCCAUCACCCCCUUCUCCUCUCUUCACACACUACCUGGAUGACUUCAGCUCCUGUGGCGCUGACAUUUUGUCCCAAAAGCUAAAAAAUCUAGAGCUGCAGAGCAGAGAGACUGAGAGCAGUGAGGUGAAGAGGUCGACUCUGGACCCCUCCUGUCUCCUCACCCCACCUAACACCCCACAGUUCAUAGAUCACGUAGAUCUGAUGAAGGUAGACCAGGAGAAAUGGAUGAAGGCUGACAAUGAGACACUUCCUUGUUCCUCUACAGUUGAUGCACACAAUGAAGGCGGAUUUGUGUUUGAAUGUUUGUCAGCACUGAAAGUAGACCGUCUGAAAUCAGAUUGCAGUGGUAUGAAAAGACUUGUUCAGCUAAAAGAAGAAGAGGAAGAGGAGCAGGAGGAAGAGGAGCCAGAUGACCAUUAUGAUGCCAAUAAUGAGGAGGUUUUUAGCUUGGAGCUGGAGCGAGGUGAAAGAGGACUUGGUCUUGCUCUGGUUGACACAAGGGACACUUCAUUAAAGGUGAAGGGCAUCUUCAUCCGUGCAGUCGUCCCAGACUCUCCUGCAGCACGCUGUGAGAAGCUCGUACCAGGAGACAGGAUCCUGGCUGUUAACGGAGUCAGUUUGCUUGGACUGGACUACCAGAGUGGGAAGGAGCUGAUCCAGUCUUCAGGUGCCAGACUGAGGUUACUGGUGGCCAGGUCAGCCUGGAUGGCUGAGGCCAUACGGACUGAAUGCUGACCCUGCAUUUGUUAAGAGACUAUUGAUGCACCAUCGGCACUUAAAUUUGGCUGUGAGAGCUUGUUGAACAUUCAAGUUCAGGAUAUGAAGAACAAAAAUGCACUAUGAAAUGAGCUACGUCCUGAUUGAACUGGCUACCAGGUUUUGUAUGGUCAACGUUGUUUUGCAGCUUUUUAAUUUACAUGAUAAAUGCAUGAUAGUAAUUAUUGAUGUGUAUGUGUGAAACUUUUAUCCAGUGAACAAGGUGUUUGGAAGUUUGACUCAGAUAUUUUAAACUUGCUUGGUGUGGUUGGGUCAGGGUUGGAUUCCAACUUGCCAUUCUUUUCUUUAGAUGUCUUCUGAGUCAAGCCUAUAGACUGUAUAGAAAAAAUAGACAAAGUGACCCUGACAUCUCCUGUUAGUUUAUAGACUGUUAUAUUGAAGUCUAGAGUGUGGAAUUUGGUCGUCGCCAUGUUGCUCUUUUAAAAUCUGUCAGGGGAACCCAAAAAAUACAAUGCAUAGUGAAAUGAUAUGGUCACAAGGUAGCCUCACCUUAAAACAUACCCUGCUUUAUCAUCUAUUUUACUCUAAAUGGAAUUGUGAUUUCCUUUUUUAAAAAAAACAUCAUUCUGUCUUUAAGGAGACUUGAAACUUGCUGUCGAGUCAUAAACAUACUAAAACAAACUUUAUUGAGGAAACAAAUCAAGUGAGAAGUAGGCUCAUUUUCCCAUAGACUUCGACGUAAUCAGAUUUUACACUGCCCGUCCAAAAAAAGAGUCGCACACUAAUAUUUCACUGGACUACCUUUCGCUUUGAGUAUGGCAUGCAUUCACUGUGGCAUUGUUUUGCUAAGCUUCUGCAAUGUCAUAGCCUUUAUUUCUGUCCAGAGUUGACUCAAUUCUCUACCAAGAUCUUGUAUUGAUGAUGUGAGAGUUGGACCACUCCACAAAGUCUUCUCCAGAACAUCCCAAAAAUUCUCAGUGGGGCUGAGGUCUAGACUCUGUGGAGGCCAAUCCAUGUGUGAAAAUGAUGUCUCAUGCUCCCUGAUCCACUCAUUCACAAUGUGAGCCCCAUGAAUACUGAUAUCAUCUUGGAACAUGUCCCUGCCAUCAGGGAAGAAAAACUCCAUUGAUGGAAAGACCUGGUCAUUCAGUAUAUUCAGGUCGUCAGCUGACCUCAUUCUUUGAUAACACAAUGUUGCUGAACCUGACCAACCCCAGAUCACAACCCUAACCACACCCGCCUCUCUUCUUACCCCGAUGUGCCCAUCACUUUGGAAAAGGGUAAAUCUGGACUCAUCAGACCACAUGACCUUCUUCCAUUGCUCCAGAGUCCAAUCUUUAUGCUGUAUCGCAAACUGAAGACUUUUUCCUUCUUCUUCUUGUUUUCUUAUAUGAUUUCACCAAACAUUUAAAUGAUCUCCAAUCAUGAUCAUUCAAUAGUUUGUUCCGAUCACAUUUCUUCCUUGAAGAUGAUGGUUCACCACUAUCCUUCUGGUUGUAAUGAUGCGUCGGACAGUUCUUUACCUGAUUUAAGCAGUUUCAGAAAUCUCCUUGGCUGUUUUCUUUGCUUGAUGCAGGCCAAUAAUUUGACCAUUAUGAGACAGAUUGACAACCUUUCCACAACCACAGGAUAUGUUUUCUGACACAGUUGUUGAAGAAAUGAGAAGCUCCUCAAUGCAUCAGGUAGGGUUAAAUAAGAUGUUGCACUUGAAACAUAUUCAUCAUUGCAAUAAUCAUCCAAUGGAAGGCUUUUACCUAUUUGCUUUGUUAAAUCCAGGUGGCAACUUUGUUUUGGACAAGCAGUGUAUUUUGUAUUCAGAGGAAUCACCCCGGUGGGCCUGGGAUCUUUCUGCAUGGAGUUUGCAUGUUCUCCCUGUGCAUGCGUGGGUUUUCUCCGGGUACUCCGGCUUCCUCCCACAGUCCAAAAACAUGCUGAGGUUAUUUGGUGACUCUAAAUUGCCUGUAGGUAUGAAUGUGAAAGUGAUUGUUCGUCUGUCUAUGUAGCCCUGCGACGGACUGGCGACCUGUCCAGGGUGUCCCCUGCCUUCGCCCGAGUCAGCUGGGAUAGGCUCCAGCACCCCCCGCGACAUUGUAUAGAGAAUGGAUGGAUGGAUGGAGGAAUCACCCCCUACUGGCUGUUAGAAAUAAUUCAGUUUUUUAAUACAGUCAAUGGACCAGUCCUUAUUAAAGCAGUAUUUUUAAUUCUAAGCCAGUUAUGAAAGAUCUCAAUGCCCUAAAUGCAGUGAUUCCUAAACCUUCAAAGGACCACAGGAGUGAGAGACCAAAUGCAGUUACAAACACAGGACAAUAUGCAACAAUAUCACACUGUUAGCUACUACCAGCAGAAUGUCGCAGUUGCUUGCCCAACAAAGGUCAGCUUCCAUUUCUACCAGCACAACUGAAUGAGUGCACCAGAGAAGACAGAAGGCUCUCCACAGGUCGCUUCAGUAAGAAAAAAUGAGAGAAACCUACAUGGAAGACUCCUCGUUUUGUAAAGUUGGUCUGCAGUUCUAAAUAAUACCAUACAUCAUUUGUCUAAACUAAACCGUAAUGUCAUUCCCAUUCUUGAUCUUUUGUAUAAUUUUAUUCUUUAACUGGUUAAAAUAAUGAUUAUGGGAUAGUUGUUACAUGUUAAACCAUAAAAAUAUAUCAGCACUUUUUAGUCCUUUU